Molecule: messenger RNA, 768 nt
Organism: Ramularia collo-cygni
Lineage: Eukaryota; Fungi; Ascomycota; Dothideomycetes; Mycosphaerellales; Mycosphaerellaceae
Product: related to SPS19-peroxisomal 2,4-dienoyl-CoA reductase
Exons: 3
Coding region: 1-768 (255 amino acids)
Biological process (GO): fatty acid elongation
Molecular function (GO): oxidoreductase activity, acting on the CH-OH group of donors, NAD or NADP as acceptor
Source: RefSeq, a predicted model, not a curated record
AUGCAUCUAGCACUUGAGAAGAAGGUCGUACUUGUUACUGGAGGAACAAAAGGCAUCGGCCGGGCUAUUGUGCGAGCGUAUCUGAAGGAGGGCGCCACGGUCCACUUUUGUUCCAGAACCGCAAAAGAUGUCGAAGCAGCGAAUGAGAAUUUGUCCAGUGGUGAAUUCGAGGGACGAGCAAUUGGGGUUGUGGUCGAUGUAACAAACAAGGACAAACUGGCCGCAUGGGUAACCUCUGUUGCCAAGGAGAACAGUCGGAUUGACAUCGUCGUUGCGAACGUCUCUUCCCUCUCCAUGGAAGACACUACCGAGAAUUGGCAGGCAGCUUUCCAGACUGAUCUCAUGGGCACUUACCACCUAAUUCAGACCGCCCUCCCACAUCUUGAGAAGAGCAGAGGCAACAUUGUUACCAUUUCCUCUGUAAGCGGUCGGGAUGUGGAUUUUACCGCUCCUGGUCCAUAUGGCACCAUGAAAGCCGGCUUGAUUCACUACACUGCUCAGCUUGCUCGCACUCUGGCCCCGAAGGGAGUGAGAGCAAACACUGUCUCGCCUGGUAACAUUUACAUCGAGGAUGGCGUGUGGGGUGACAUUGAGAAGAAGGCGCCAGAGUUCUUCAAGACUCAGAUGGCAGCAAAUCCAUUCGGAAGAAUGGGCAAGGCUGAAGAGAUCGCCGACUCGGUCCUCUUCCUUUCCAGCGAGAGAGCGAGUUUCAUCUCAGGAACGAAUUUGACAGUCGACGGAGCGCUGUGCACAGGGGUUCAGUUUUAG